AUACCACAGAGGUCAGUCAAUACCUUUCACACAAUAGAAGCAAAUUUUGCUAAAGGAGACCAGCAGUAAGGCUGGCUCUGUAUAUAUUCGCUCUGUUCAAACAUGUAACUAUGUCACCGCUCACUAGUAUCAAUACACUAGAGGUAGCUCUCUCUCUUACCCACUCUUUAUACGCAAGAGUAAAUCUAUUCGUGUGUGGGUUUUAGCCGCUGAACCUGUUAACCCUAUAACAUAACAUUCCAGGAUCAACGUGUCAUCCACUUAUUAAAUGUAUGGUACGAUGAAUACUCAGUAACCAAUGAAACGCUAAGGAAGACAAAGUACACCAAUGAAAUUCAAUUUUAUAGAAGUUAAGCAGUGUUUAACUGUUGAAGCUUUCAUUCGUGCUUAAACAGCGAUCUUGUCAACAAGACGAAAUCUUCACGCCAGUAUACAUCUCGAAUCUGAUCAUGGGAACCCGAACAACUGACAACGGCAAGAAAACUACAUUCUACUCAUGGAAGCAGGUCAUGCGGAUGCCACACACUCUAAAUGAACCAGUCAUAACACGAUCACCUGAGUGGUUUCAAGAUAAGGAAGAAUGCGUGAAAGAUGCAAAGAGAAAAUUUAAAGAUGAAUACAAGGCAACAAAGAGAGUCAUUAUCAAGAAGAUGAAAACCUUACCACUCAAUGCUGAUGAAGUAGAUAUGGCUACAAAACUGAAACAAGCAGAGGAUCUUCUCACGAUGAGUUACUCUUUAGAAGUGAGUAAAAUGAUCAGUCAGCUCGCAUGUGAAAUGUGUAUUCCUUGUCUGUUUAAUGAAGAAGGUGAUCCAAUAUUUUUGGGAGAUCAUUCUUGUCGCAUGUCGGAGCAGGAGCAGGUUGAUAAAUACUUCAACGCGGCACUUGAGGAUAUGGACAAUGAACUGGUAAUAGGAAAAUGGAUGAAACUUGUGAUUGAUGAUCCACAUCUGUGCACAAUGCCUGCUUUCAAUUUAGUACCUUACCAGUGUAAGGACUAUCGUGACAAUACAUUCAAAUCACCUGAAUGGGUGAAUGGUUUGAAGCAAUGUGUUGUAAAAAUGUUGAAGUUGCAAAAACGCUUGUAGACUGUUUCCAUGUCAUAUUAUUUUAUCAGUACCAAAUGAAAUGUGUGUGUGUGUGUGUGUGUGUUUGUGUGUGUGUGUGUGUG
Messenger RNA from Haliotis rufescens (red abalone), 1171 nucleotides. RefSeq lists its product as uncharacterized. Bases 450 to 1088 code for a protein of 212 amino acids. NCBI's taxonomy places the organism in Eukaryota, Metazoa, Mollusca, Gastropoda, Lepetellida, Haliotidae. The transcript is spliced from 2 exons. The record is from RefSeq and is a predicted model, not a curated record.